Messenger RNA from Baudoinia panamericana UAMH 10762, 644 nucleotides. RefSeq lists its product as uncharacterized. Lineage: Eukaryota; Fungi; Ascomycota; Dothideomycetes; Mycosphaerellales; Teratosphaeriaceae. The coding region runs from base 185 to 490 and encodes 101 amino acids. The record is from RefSeq and is a predicted model, not a curated record. The transcript has a single exon.
AUUUCACGCUGCCAGAGUGAAGCACUGGGGAGACGAAUGGUAUCCAGUGCAAAGGAGAAGACGGGCAGUAUCACAAGCUUUCUUUGAGAGGCAGCGAAGACCACUGAGAGUAUGGCUAUGUCAAGCAGUUCUAAUCAGCGGCGAAGUGUCAAGCCGGACCGCAAGCCUCCCUAUCCUCACCAUUAUGGCCACCCGGUUGCUUGUCGUUUGUGAUCGCAACAGCACCCUCAAGAUGAGGUGGCUGUCCCACAGUCUGCCUUGGCGACGGAUGUCGAGCAGAGGACACGCUUAUGCUGCUCUCUACACCCACACAUCCCGUGCCGUCGGACCAGUAGAUGCUGCUGUAGUACUCUCUAGGCCGAUGGAGUUUGGCCCAACUUCCCUGCCCCUGGCAUUAACGGCGGAAGCCUGCAGUGCCGAGCGCUUCAUUGUCCCUUCCCGCAAACUCUCACUGGCGGAUAUGAAUGCAAGCGCCUGUGGCCUGAGGUGAGUCCCGACCUGUGCGGUACCACGACUGACCGUGGAAGCACCUUCCGUUGGCUGCAGCGGACUUGGUCCAUAUCCGUAGGCCAGCGCUUCAGACUUGCUUCCAAUGCGAACCGAGGCAAGCCAGCGAUGAAUACGUGCACCCUGUGUUGCGCGAG